AUGGAGACAACAACGCAAGACUUGAGUAACUUCACCCGCCCAGUCGGAUUCUACAUCAGAGGUUUCUACGCGCUAAAAAAUGGAGAAUAUUAUUUUAUUUUUCUGGCGGUUGUUUACGUCCUGACACUUGUGUCAAAUGCAAUCUUGAUGUUACUCAUAUGGUUCGGAGAAACCCUCCACACACCCAAGUACAUGGCCGUGUUCAGCCUGGCUGUGGUUGACGUCAGUCUCAGCUCCGCUCUCAUUCCCCAAGCCAUCCAUACGUUCCUCUUUAAUUCACGAUUUGUGUAUUACAACCCUUGCUUAGCACAAAUGUUCUUCGUCGAUUACUUUGCAUCAAUGGAAGCAUUUGCUCUCUGUGUUUUAGCCUACGACAGACUCAUCGCUAUUUGUUUCCCAUUGCGAAGCAGCGUUUUAAAUACCAACUGUAAAAUGAUGGUGGUUAUUAUUGUGUCUUGGUCAAUCCCACUUGUCAUAGAUGUGGUGAUGGUUGCCUUGAUUCCCCCACUGGCGUAUUGUAAAUCGACUAUUGUCAACAGCUUUUUCUGCGAUCACGGACCGGUCUUUAAGAUCGCUUGCGGUGACUAUUCUAAAAAUUGGUUUAUGGCCAGUUUUGUCACUGUAGCCUUGUACUAUACUCCUUCUGUGGUCAUAGCUGUCUCGUACAUUUUUAUUAUUGGCGCCAUUUUGAGGAUUAAAUCGUCAGAGGGAAGGUGGAAAGCGUUUAAAACCUGUACUUCGCAUUUAAUUUUGGUAGCUAUAUUUUUCGUUCCUCUUUACGUUACCUAUAUCGUGGCAUGGGCACUGCAGCCAUUAACAGACGUCCGUGUUAUCGCCAGGGAGCCGGAGUAG
Molecule: messenger RNA, 852 nt
Organism: Conger conger (European conger)
Lineage: Eukaryota; Metazoa; Chordata; Actinopteri; Anguilliformes; Congridae
Product: olfactory receptor 1361-like
Exons: 2
Coding region: 1-852 (283 amino acids)
Biological process (GO): G protein-coupled receptor signaling pathway
Cellular component (GO): membrane
Molecular function (GO): olfactory receptor activity; G protein-coupled receptor activity
Source: RefSeq, a predicted model, not a curated record